Messenger RNA from Corvus hawaiiensis (hawaiian crow), 1221 nucleotides. RefSeq lists its product as uncharacterized. The record is from RefSeq and is a predicted model, not a curated record. Gene Ontology annotation, molecular function: cytokine activity. Lineage: Eukaryota; Metazoa; Chordata; Aves; Passeriformes; Corvidae. The coding region runs from base 120 to 1097 and encodes 325 amino acids. The transcript has 6 exons. Gene Ontology annotation, biological process: positive regulation of gene expression; cytokine-mediated signaling pathway; inflammatory response to antigenic stimulus.
GCACCUGGGAGUUUGGGGACAGGGAAUGUGGGACCUUGGGGACAAGGCACACAGGACCUUGGGGAUGGGGCACACGGGAGUUUGGGGACAGCGCUCACGGCACCUUGGGGACAGGGCUCAUGGUGACCACGGUGACAAGGCCCAUGGCACCUUGGGGACAGGGCCCAGGGGCCUGGCAGGGACCACCCGCGGGCUGCCAGGGGACCCCGCAGGGACAGGGCUGGCCCAGGGGACACGGCGCAGGGGAUGGCACAGGGGACAUCUUCGCCACGGUGCCCGCGGCCAUCACUGGGGACGCUGGCACGAGGUGGCAUUUCGCCACCGCUCGGCGUCACCGUCACCCAUCCCUCCCAAUUACCGGGGCGGGCUCUGUCCCCCACCCUCCCGGCCGGCCCUAUAAAGCCACUGCCACCCGUGGGGACAGCCCAGAGCGCGCGGGACACGGGAUCCCGGGAGGUGACACAUCCGCAGGCCCAGCCAUGUCCCGCACGUCCAGAGCUGCCCUCAGGGGGACACCCCGGGGACGCCCCGCGGGGCUCACGGCGGGCAGCGGGGACAUGGCCGAGCCCGUCAUCGACCCCGACAUGGUGGCCUUGUUCGAGGAAUUCCUGGGGACAGAGAUGACCGCCCAGGCGGUCCCGAUGGCGCCGCGCCCGCCCGCGCAGCCGUACCACUACGUGCUGCGGGACACGGAGCAGAAGGGGCUGUGCCUGCGGGACGGUCGCCUGGUGGCCACCAGCCUGCAGGGUGCCAACGCCACCCAGGAAGAGCCCAUCAGCGUCGUGCCCAACCGGCACCUGGAGCGCCGGCGCUGUCCCCUCAUCGUGGGCAUCCGCGGUGGCACCCGGGCGCUGUCCUGCGGCACCGGCCCCGAGCCCCGGCUGAGCCUGGAGGACGUGGGGAUACAGGAGCUGUUCUCCAGCGACCAGGACCGGGCCACCCCCUUCACCUUCUACAAGACCUUCGGGGGCUCCACGCACACCUUCGAGGCCGCCGCCUUCCCCGGGCUCUUCCUCAGCACGGCCCCGGGCCCGGGGGAGGCGCUGGCCCUGGCAUCCCCCCCCGGUGCCACCGCCUUCUACCUGCGCCGCAAGUGACGGUGCCACCGCCGCGGGGACACCUCGAGGGGACACGGCCGUGCUGGGGGGACACGUCCCCGUCUGCCGCUGCUUCCUGCCCGUGCCACGAGUGACAGCGGCGCCGCCGAGGGGGCACCUGCGG